Messenger RNA from Exserohilum turcica Et28A, 3697 nucleotides. RefSeq lists its product as uncharacterized. The transcript has 5 exons. The record is from RefSeq and is a predicted model, not a curated record. Lineage: Eukaryota; Fungi; Ascomycota; Dothideomycetes; Pleosporales; Pleosporaceae. Gene Ontology annotation, biological process: cytoplasmic stress granule assembly. Gene Ontology annotation, cellular component: cytoplasmic stress granule. Gene Ontology annotation, molecular function: RNA binding. Bases 1 to 3243 code for a protein of 1080 amino acids.
AUGUCCGCUGCCGCUGCACCGCCCGCACACUCCUCCAAUGCUCUGAACCCUGUCUCCAAUUCCGGCAGGCAACUGAAGAUGAGCACAGCUGGCAAAGCCGCUAUCGACGCACAGCGAAAGCCAGGAAGCCCCAGCGAAGGUAGCCACAGGAAGCAGCCGGCCAAAACGGCAUGGACCCAGGGCACCAAUCCCUUCACCCAACGACCGACCAACCCUGCCACCUCCAACGGCGUCGCAAGCUCGCCUAAGCCCUCCUCGACGGCUCCGUCGGGCGAAACCGCCUCCCCAAUGCGCCAUCUCAGCGACCGUAUGAUGUACCUGCUGGCCAACCUCACUGGUCUGCCGGGCAUCAUCACACUGAAGAAUGGCGAAAAGUACUCUGGCGUGCUUUCGGGCACCUCAUUAGACCCUAGCGAGCUGCGCUAUGUCUUCAAGAUGGUCAAGAAGCUCAUGCCCGCCGUCAAUGCCCAAACCAACGGCGCGGGCGACGCCUCUGACGACUACGUCGGCGCUGGCGACUACCACGUCAUGUCCUUUGACAUGAGUGACGUUGCUGAUUUCAACGUCAACAACGUGGUGCUGGACAAGUCGCACGUCAAGGGCCAGAAUGGCACCUCGGGCUUCCGUACCGAUACCGACAUCUCAGGCAAGAUGGCCAUCCGCGAGCGCGAUCUGCAGAAAUGGGAGCCGACUGAGGUCGACCCGAGCCUGACGCUCGAGCCCACGGGCCGCACGACUGAAUGGGACCAGUUUUCCACCAACGAGCGCCUGUUUGGCGUCAAGAGCAACUACGACGAGACCUUCUACACCACCACCAUCAACAAGAACGACCCGCAGUAUGCCGAGAGGGCCGCCCGUGCUGAGAAGAUUGCCCGGGAAAUUGAAGGCAGCAGUGCAACCAAUGCCCACGUCCGCGAAGAGCGAGGCGGCUUCUCUGCUGCCGACGAUAAUGGAGACGAGGAGGACAAGUACAGUGGAGUGCGUCGAGACUUUCCGGCUCUGGCAAGCGGCCAGCCCAACCGGUACACUCCGCCUGCACGACGAGCUCCUUCGGCUCAACCAACCGUGCCCGGGGCUCCCGUGGAUCCCGCCAUCAUUUCUUCGUCUGUCGCACGGCCCGGCUCGCAGGCGGCGCAGCGUGCUGCAAGUCCAGCCACGCCAGCGGCCCCUGCAGUGGAGGCGGCCAAGACCCAAGAAGCCCCCAAGGAAGCUCCCAAGGAAACGCCCAAAGAAGUCAAAGAAACUCCAAAAGAGGCUCCUAAAGAGACGCCCAAACCCGUAUCCAAAUCAGCCGAGGCGCACAAGGCUGUUACAGAACAACUACAAAAGUCCAGCAACAACAUCAAGUCUGGCGUGGCUGCUAUUCCUCCUCGAAAGGCAGGACGGCCGCACGAUGCCACUACAAAUGUGGAGCAUGAUCUCCUUGAUUCUUUCAAGCAGUUUUCGGCUGCCGAGAAACUGCGCAUCUCCGACCGCCAGAGGGCGUUUGCUCGCGAGAACAAGGCAGUCAAGUUGAAUGACCUGAAGAAGUUUGCGCUCAACUUCAAGUUGAGCACGCCAGUCCCGUCGGAUCUGGUUCCUAUACUCGCCAAGGACGAGACGAAGCAGCAAGCUAUUGUCGACAAGGCUAAUCGUCAAGCGCUCGAGCUGAAGGCUUCACCGCCCCCGAAGCCGUCGAGCAGCAAUCCAGACCCCAAAACUGCCGCACGGUCUUCUGCUAAACCCGAGUCUGCCCAGGCUUCUCCCAGUACGAACGUGGAUCGCCAACCGAGCCAGCGUCCACGACAGGGACAGCCGCCCUAUGCAUCUGCUAGCAUGCGGGCUUCCCACCAGAACAUGAACAUUCCUCCACGAAACCCGGGCAUGCUUAGCACGCGUCUCCAGAUGAACCACCAGCAGCACAAACAGCAAGGCGCUUUGCCAUACAACGGUGUACCUCAGCCCAUACCAGCCCAAGAUAACCGGAUGCCCCCUACCGGUCCCUCGCAACCCUCUAGCGGCACUCAAACGCCCUCUAGCGUGUCCAGAUUCAACGUUCGUGCACAUGAGUUUAAGCCAAACCCAGCAGCGAACACGUUCCAGCCCGGAGGAAACCCAAGCGCCAGCUCCAGUCCUCGGCCAAAUUCAUCCCGCCAAGAAGUUCGCAAGCCGCCCGUCACCAGCUUCUUUACUGGCCAACGGCCGAAUGUCAAAUCGCUAGAUGGUCCAACCACGUUCAAUGCCGUUGGACGUUUGGAGAAGGAGGCGCAAGAGAACGAAAAGUCUCACUAUUCCGACAUCUCGCCUCCUUACAAGACGUUCCCCACAUGGGACUUUCCUUCGUCUAAUUCCAACAAGGGAUAUGAGCAGCUAUUCGAACAUGCUCCUCCAGCGGCGCCAUUGGCAGGACCGCAACAUGUCAUGGGCGGCGGACCCAUGCCGCACCAAAUACCUCCCCAUCUCCAAGGCGCCCAAGGCAUGUCGCAAGGACCGACGCCUCAACACACACCCCGCGGCCCCCCAGUGCAGCCGCAUCUCGGCCAGAACCCACACCAAUUCGAAGCCCCGCACAUGUCAUACUCGCAUUCACAGUCGUCAGUUCAACCUUCGCCGCGACCCAUGGCACCUUUUAUGUAUGGAGCUCAGCCGCAGCAAAUGCCGGGCUACCCCCAGCCUGUGCAAGUUCCUCAAUACGGAAUGAGCCCCAAUGUUCAGCACGUGCCUAUGCGAAACGCGCAAGGCGGCCAGUUUAUCAACCCUCCUGGUCCGGCGAUGGGAGGCCAAAUGAUGACGAACCAGCCUUCAAACGGGCCCUUUAUGGGAAUGCCAGGUAACCCGCAAAUGCAAAUGUACUCUCCAGCCCCAGGCCCUGCAUACCCACAAUACCCUGGACACAUGCCUGGGCCUGGCGCCAACGGAUUCCCAAGCCCGAGACCGGGUGCUCCGAUGAUGAGCCACCAAGGAUCGCAACAAGGCCACCACCAGCAACCUCACAUGAUGUACAUGCAACCCGGGGCGCCAGCGCCUCAAAUGUACCAGAUGCAGCCAGGGACUAUGGCUCCAAUGCGAGGCCCUUACCAACAACCAUACCAGGGUGGCCAUUACGGCUCACCUCAACAGCACCCUCAAUUCCCCCAGCAACACCGCGGCACCCCAAGCGCAAGCUACUCUCAACCGAUGAUGCAACAACACUCGACGGGCCCCCAGGUCCCACCGGCCGGUCCUGCCAACCAUGGCCCAGAAGCCAUGAGCGAAAGCAAAUGAAAGCCCCGAUGAUGAUGUUUCACAUCUCAACUCUAGUGACAUGUCGCUGGGGUUGCUUCUUGAGCCCCUUUAUAUGCUCCCUUCACUUGAUUUAGUUAAUUUUGCUAUGCGCUUAGCGUGGAUGGGGUCGGUAUUCUCUCUAAUGAGUGGCUUGACGCAUAGCGACCGGCGUUGGCAGGGUACGGGAGUUGCAUAAAAAGCUUACGGUGUGGGACAUGGCCUUGGGGGCUAUGAACACGCAGCAUGCAUAGGACAAGAGACAUGAGCGGGGGGGGGAUAAGAAGGCUACGACAGUUCGUUGUUUUGAACGCGACCGCAACAUGCUAUGAGAGUUGAGAGAUGCUUCGGCUUUUUUCGACCAUCAGGGGAUAUGGGGAGGUUGGGGAAGUGGACCUUUAAGCUAGCAAAGCAUGCGCCUUUCAGUGCAUGCUUCUACAUUCGUGUAUCAAUGCAA